AUGUCAAUGCACUCUCUACCAACCCCGCCAUCCGAGGCCGUCUCCCGAUGGAUGCCCGCCAUCGCCACGGUCAGCUUGGGGGCAGCCCAUCUGCACUCCCUUACGGCGAAAAUCGAGGCCGCUGUACGGAGCGGCCAGAAGGGUCUAGAGCUCUUCCAUGACGACCUUGCACAUUUCGCCAAGACACAACGGUGUCAUACCUGUGACGAAGCGCCGGCCCGCACCGAUCGCGACUAUGAGAUCGACGCUGCGCACGCCAUCCGCGAUCUAUGCGCGGAGCGGGGCCUGCGAAUAUUAGCCCUCCAGCCCUUCCGCCACUAUGAGGGUCUGAUCGACCCCGAUCAACAUGCCCAGCGAAUCGAUGAGCUGAAACACUGGGUGCAGCUCUCGAAGAUUCUCGGCGACGACCUUUUCAUUCUCAUCCCUUCUUCCUUCCUCGACCCAUCUGAGAUCACCGGGGAUCGAGACCGGCUCGUGGCCGAUCUCGCCCAAGCGGCGGAUGUCGCCUUUCCCAUCCGCAUCGCCUAUGAGGCAUUGGCUUGGGGUACAUACGUCAAUACAUGGGAAGAUUGCUGGGACAUCGUUCGACGGGCCAACCGGCCAAAUCUGGGCAUCUGCCUGGACACAUUCAACAUCGCAGCGCGGGUGUGGGCCGACCCGACCAGCGCGACGGGACGUCUCCCGGCCGACGCAGAUGCACAGCUGCAGGCAUCAAUGGACCGGCUCGUCCAAGAAGUUGAGCUGGACCGAGUCAUGAUGGUGCAGCUGGCGGAUGGAGAGCGGGUCGACCCACAGACGCCGUUCCUCCACGCAGAAGGUAUGCAUAAGCUGCUGGCAUGGUCCCGGAAUGCCCGUCUAUUCCCGUGUGAAGAAGAACGGGGUGGGUAUCUCCCCAUUCGAGAGGUUGCCGAUGCCUGUCUCAACGGGCUGGGCUACACCGGAUGGGUCAGUAUGGAAGUGUUCUCCCGAACCACCGGUGAAGACAAGCCCUCGGUGCCGGGUGAGCAUGCCGAGCGGGCCGCUCGAUCCUGGCAGCGGAUCUUGCAGCAGUUAGACAUGAAGGUUGAGAAAGCUGCCAUCUGUAAAUCUUGCCAUUGA
Penicillium canariense is the source of this 1098-nucleotide messenger RNA. Its product is annotated as sugar phosphate isomerase/epimerase family protein. The transcript has a single exon. NCBI's taxonomy places the organism in Eukaryota, Fungi, Ascomycota, Eurotiomycetes, Eurotiales, Aspergillaceae. Bases 1 to 1098 code for a protein of 365 amino acids. The record is from RefSeq and is a predicted model, not a curated record.